Molecule: messenger RNA, 747 nt
Organism: Acanthaster planci (crown-of-thorns starfish)
Lineage: Eukaryota; Metazoa; Echinodermata; Asteroidea; Valvatida; Acanthasteridae
Product: mucin-2-like
Source: RefSeq, a predicted model, not a curated record
AUGGAUCAUCAAGAAGACUGUCCUACCUUGCCUACCUCCACAGAGACAACCCAGGAUGCAGUGACUGAUGACCAUCAACAGCAGGCCGAUCCUACACAACAGACAGUUGGUGACCAUGCUCCACAGCCUCCUGACCAGCAAGAACCAACUGAUGAGAGGCCACGCAGAGAACAGCACCCCCCAAUGACCUUCAGCUACAACCACUUGGGGGAAACCAUCAUGGCAGCACAUACACCCUCACUUAAUGGCCAUCCAAGGGUCUCCACUCCCACCACCUUGGACAAUGCCUGCCCAGCAGCUGCCUGCACCCUGGAGGAGCCCAAGAUUACCAUGGUUCAAACCUUACAUGUAUGCGCAACAAGCCCUUUGAGUUACAACACCCUCGAUGAACCCACACCCGCAGCAAGGAUAGGCUGUCCCACCAACUCGUCAAUUGAUGUAUCCACUAAUGGGCCUGAUGAACGACCUGCGAGAACUAACGAACCCGUCCCGCCACCCACCCACGAACCCAUUCUGCCACCCAACCACGGACCCGUCCCGCCACCCGACCAUGGACCUGUUAACCACCUGGAAACGGGCCAGUCCCGCAACCAGCUGACGAACCAGUCCUACAACCCAACCACGUACCUGUCCUUCCAUCAGCCCAUGGACCCGUCCAGCCAUCUAGCGACGAAUCAACCCUGCGCCCAACCCAUGAACCAGUCCUGCCACCUACACAUGCCUGCAGAUCUGCCCGAAAAGCAAUGA